Messenger RNA from Magallana angulata, 1302 nucleotides. RefSeq names its product putative nuclease HARBI1. The record is from RefSeq and is a predicted model, not a curated record. The coding region runs from base 105 to 1169 and encodes 354 amino acids. The transcript has 2 exons. NCBI's taxonomy places the organism in Eukaryota, Metazoa, Mollusca, Bivalvia, Ostreida, Ostreidae.
AGGUAAUCUAGGCUUAAGCCAGGCUCAAAAAUUUUAAAUCACUUGCACACCUCUCUGAUUUAUCUGAGUAGAGCUCAGAAUUGAGGCUUAUUGUAAACCAGGUAAUGGGCAGGUUUAAAGGAAGGUUUAUAGUGAUGGAGCAUUACUUUGAUGAGAUGGACCAAAUUUAUUUAGUGGAAAGACUUAUAAGGCGAGAGAGAAUAGUAAGAGACAGGACAAACCCUUUUUUGAAUUACUCCGAAGAGGAAUUUAUUGACAGAUUUCGAUUAAGAAAGGAAUGUGUACUUGAAUUAUUGAAUGAGAUUGGGGAACAUCUUGAGCCAAAACAAACGAAGGUUUCAUCAAUAUCACCUCUUAAUCAACUACUGAUAGCUUUACGGUUCUAUGGAACUGGGUGCUUCAUCCGAGUUUGUGGAGAUCUAUUUGGAGUUCACGAAAGUUCAGUUUCUCGCAUUGUGAAGAGAGUAUCAUCUGCACUGGCAUCGCGUUACAAGAAUUAUGUAGUAUUUCCAUCGGGAAAUAAAGUAACUGAAAUCCAAAGGGGUUUUAUGAACCAUAGUGGUAUUCCGGGAAUAGUGGGUGCAAUAGACUGUACCCAUAUCCCAAUACAAUCACCUGGAGGUGACAUGGCAGAGCUGUUUCGAAACAGGAAAGGAUUUUUCUCCAUCAAUGUGCAAGCAAUCUGUGACAAUGAUUUAAUGCUGACAAAUGUGGUUGCAAGAUGGCCGGGAAGUACGCACGACAGUCGGAUUUUCGAGAAUAGUAGUGUCUGUGCUCGUUUCGAAAGAAGAGAUAUUCCUGGGAUUUUGAUUGGAGACAAUGGAUACCCUCUCAGGUCUUAUUUAAUAACACCCCUUCUUACUUGCCGGACACCACAAGAGAGGCGCUUUAAUUUUGCGUUGAGUAACAGUAGAGUUAAAAUUGAAAAUGUAUUUGGCAUUUGGAAAAGACGCUUUCCUUGUCUACCUAACCAAUUAAGAUUCAAGAUUUCCUCAACCUUGCAUAUCAUUAUUGCUUGUGCAGUAUUGUACAAUAUUGCCAGGAAAGCUGCCAUCCCGGUACCAGAUGAUGACUAUGAAGGAGAUAUUGCAGUUCCAGUUCCGGUACUACCAAAUGCAAACCAAGGAGGACAGGCUUUAAGAGCAGUUUUAAUACGACAUUUUCAGUAAAAAAAAAACCAGGAGCCUAUUCUUGACGUGGUCUUGACGUCCAGGACCAGCAGCUUUUCGUUUGGUAGCAGAAGCAAUGGAUGCUGUUUGCGGCUGUUUAGCAGACUCUUCUGACAUUCUCGGCGCUUCCUCC